Molecule: messenger RNA, 255 nt
Organism: Laccaria bicolor S238N-H82
Lineage: Eukaryota; Fungi; Basidiomycota; Agaricomycetes; Agaricales; Hydnangiaceae
Exons: 2
Coding region: 94-255 (53 amino acids)
Source: RefSeq, a predicted model, not a curated record
GAUAUCUGAAAGAUAAAAACUUGGGUGGAGUCAGCAUGGAUGUUUUAACUAAGAGCGUGCAGCCUUCAAGGCGCACUGCGCAUCCUGCUUGACAUGAACCCGACUCCGUUAGAGUCAAUGUCCAGACACGAACUGUUGGCAAUGUGCAGCCCAGAGGGCGCACAAUCAAGCCCAAAGGUUGUUAAGGCUAAGGCUUGUCAGAACUCAUGCAGCCGUAGCGCACGUCGUUCGACAUCGGGGCCCAUAACCUAUUAA